AUGGAUGCUCAGGUUCUUACCCCCGACACCCCAGAGCGGUCUCCGACAUGUCGCAACGCCUACCCCUUUGAAUCGACGGAAGACAAGUCGGGGGCUUGUGAAUUCUCCCACGAUGGCUACUACCCCAUCACUCCUCCCACCGAGGAGUGCGAGUCGGAUGAGGAGCUCGCGACCGUUGCCAGUUCCAUUGACCUCGAGGCGGAGCCGCUGGUGGCCGUUAUCGGUGUCGGGUAUGUCGGAGAGCACCUCGUGGGCAACUUUGCUCGCAAGUUCAAUGUCCUCGGCUUCGACGUUUCCGAGGCGCGCGUCCAGGGCCUCGAGAAAGAGUUCGGCCCGGACAGUAAGGCCAAGUUCACCUGCAAGCCCAGCGACAUGGCGGCGGCUACCCACUUCCUCAUCUCCGUCCCUACGCUCUUGCGCCCCGACCAGAGCAUUGACUCGUCCUUCCUGAGAUCCGCCCUCAAGAACGUCGCCACGUACGCCCGUCCUGGCUCCGUGGUUGUCAUCGAAUCCUCUGUCGCAGUCGGCAUGACCAGAGAGCUGCUGGGCCCCCUCGCCAAGGAGCGUCACUUCUUCGCCGGCAUGUCUCCCGAGCGUGUCGAUCCCGGUCGUAUCGAACCCCCUGCCUUUGCCAUCCCCAAGAUCGUAUCCGGCUUGGACGACGUGGUGCCUGGCUCAUUAAACGCUAUUGUCCGCCUCUACUCGCAGGUUUUCGACCACGUCGUUCCCGUUUCGCGGCCUGAGGUCGCCGAGAUGACCAAGCUGUAUGAGAACUGCCAGCGCAUGAUGUGCAUUGCCUUCGCAAACGAGAUGGCCGACGCGUGCUUGGGACACGGUGUCGAUCCCUACGAGGUGUCCGGCGCGGCGGCGACCAAGCCUUUCGGAUACAUGCCCUUCACGCCCAGUCUCGGUGUCGGUGGUCACUGUAUCCCGGUAAACCCAUACUACCUUCUCUCCAACAGCCAGUUCCCUCUCCUUCAACACGCAACAGAGAAAAUGCGCGCCCGUCCAGCGGCCAUCGCUCAGCGCGUGGUUGAGGCGCUAUGUGCCGAGAAGCCGCGCCCCAGCGUCCUUGUCGUCGGCAUGGGCUUCAAGAAGGGCCAGUCUCAUCUGGUCAACUCCCCCGGCCUCGAGCUCGCCAAGAGCCUCGUGCUGACUGAGAAGGUCGAUGUGUGCUGGGCCGAUCCCCUCGUCAAGCAGGAAGCUGUACCACAGAUUGACCGUCUGGACGUCGAGGACUGGAACAUCAAAUCGCUCGAGCAGCGCUUCGACAUGAUCGUUGUUGCCUUCCGGCAAACGGGGCUCGACUUUGAUCUCCUGAGCCAGCUCGAAACGACUCGGGUCGAGAUGUGGUGCAACUGA
Molecule: messenger RNA, 1362 nt
Organism: Colletotrichum graminicola M1.001
Lineage: Eukaryota; Fungi; Ascomycota; Sordariomycetes; Glomerellales; Glomerellaceae
Product: nucleotide sugar dehydrogenase
Exons: 1
Coding region: 1-1362 (453 amino acids)
Biological process (GO): polysaccharide biosynthetic process
Molecular function (GO): NAD binding; oxidoreductase activity, acting on the CH-OH group of donors, NAD or NADP as acceptor; oxidoreductase activity, acting on the CH-CH group of donors, NAD or NADP as acceptor
Source: RefSeq, a predicted model, not a curated record